AUGAAAAGCAAGCCAAUUCAGAAUCUGCCUAGUCGGAACAAGUUGCAGCUGACACCGGCAUUGCUUCGACGACGCGUCGGCAACAGGAAUGAGGUACUCUUCAUCUGCCCGAUCCUGACGAUUGCAUAUUCACACCACUUAGCACCAUCAACUUCCCAUCGGCCAGCCCGCCCACCCUCUUUCGCAACGCUUCAUCAUCUACGUGCUCUUUCCGGACACGUCGGUCUCGGCCGGAGACGACUUAUCUCCUCCUCUUGUUUCUACCGUCCAGUGAAAGCCUUCGCAUGGGCUUGCCUCGGCACUCGGCUCGGCUUCACUGUGAUCACCGGUGUUCACACACACACACACACACACACUCUCUCUCUCUCUCUUUUACAUACAUUCACACGCAUACCGACAAUCCUAACCGGUAAACAAUACACUUACAGUCCCAGUGUAGAUAGUCCCCAAAGGACGACCAGUUGA
Molecule: messenger RNA, 465 nt
Organism: Protopolystoma xenopodis
Lineage: Eukaryota; Metazoa; Platyhelminthes; Monogenea; Polystomatidea; Polystomatidae
Source: the annotation of a GenBank genome assembly